Molecule: messenger RNA, 2168 nt
Organism: Bufo gargarizans (Asiatic toad)
Lineage: Eukaryota; Metazoa; Chordata; Amphibia; Anura; Bufonidae
Product: C3a anaphylatoxin chemotactic receptor-like
Exons: 2
Coding region: 83-1180 (365 amino acids)
Biological process (GO): positive regulation of cytosolic calcium ion concentration; phospholipase C-activating G protein-coupled receptor signaling pathway; inflammatory response
Cellular component (GO): plasma membrane
Molecular function (GO): G protein-coupled receptor activity; complement component C5a receptor activity
Source: RefSeq, a predicted model, not a curated record
UGCUUCACACAUUCCCGAUACCACAGAUCGCGGUCACUGCCAUCAUCUCAGCAAGGAGCAUUUACCAGUGCAGGUCCCCAGGAUGUUCAAUGGAAGUGAUGAGAAUCUUGUCCCAGCCGUAUCACACUUUCAUAACCAAGAGACUGUGUUCACAACACUGGUAUAUGUGAUCACCUUUCUGGUGGGCGUCCCUGGUAAUAUUCUGGUGCUUUGGGUUACUGGUGUGAAGAUGAAGAAAACAGUGAACAUGGUUUGGUUCUGGAACCUGGCUGUGGCCGACAUCAUGUGCUGUCUGUCUCUUCCACUCUCCACCGUCCAGUUAUAUUACAAGGAAUGGUUGUUCGGAGCUGCACUCUGCAAGAUCAUCCCGGCCAUAGUCAUCCUUAACAUGUUUGCCAGCGUCUUCACCUUGGUGGCCAUCAGCAUUGACCGCUGCGUUCAGGUAGUCCUGCCGGUGUGGGCCCAGAAUCACCGCAGCCUACCAAUGGCCUGGCUUGUCUGCUUGGUUAUCUGGAUACUAUCGUUCACUAUGUCCUUACCCGUCUUUCUCUACAGAAGGUUCUCAACAGACCACAAUGUCACCAGCUGCGAGUACCAGUUUGGCGGCCAUGAUUACCCCAGUUACUUUGUUGAUGACAGCUUUUACUUAAAUUAUGAAGACCUUCCCAACCUUAAUGAAUCUCAAGUUCCUUUCAUGGUUCUUGAAGACCACCACUUCGGUAUGCACAACCAAGUCUCCGUUGAUGACGUCACCAUAACAGUGACACGUAUGUUGUUUGGUUUCUUGUUCCCUCUCUUGAUUAUCACUGCCUGUUACAUUCGUCUGGCUCUAAAAGUACAAAGCAGCAGGUUCCUUAAGGUGGGCAAAAAGACUACCAAGGUGGUCUACGGCAUCAUUGUGGCCUUCUGCGUGACCUGGGCACCUUACCACAUCAUUGGCAUGGUCCUCUUGUAUGAUCAAAACCAAAUAGUGAGGAAACUGAACAACGUCUCUGUGGCCUUGGCUUUCUCCAACAGCUGCAUCAACCCAGUUCUCUACGUCUUCAUGGGCAAGGGCUUCAAGGCUAAGAUGAGUCAGUCUUUGUGGCAGCUCAUGGAGAGCGCCUUUAGUGAAGAAGUGACUAAAACCACCGAACGUAGCAAGACUAAAAGCUCCAUCCAAAACAGUGUGGACUUAUAAGGAGAUGAAAUUACAAAGGUAAUGUUGCUAGGAGGAGUUGAGGGUAUACAUAGGGGCGAACACCAUAGAAAGGAUCAAAUGGGGUCUCCUCUGCAAUCUGGUUCCUGUACCAUGUCCACCAUCCAAGGAGAAGGAUGGUGGGACUCUUGGGCCAACUGCUCCCUUGUUCUUUGCUAAUGUUGCUGCUCUCCAGAAGAAGGAAGUCUUGGUAGGUUCUAUAAAGAGAGGAUGGAGCUUAUCUCAGCUGGGCGAACAUGUCAAGAGGUCCCAUAUCUGCUGCACUGGGUGCUUCUAUGGUAUUGGAAACCCAUCUAUGUAUGAAUGACAACAGAAAUGGACAAUACUUUAUACGAUGGACAUCUAUCAAUCAGUCCCAUGUGUCUCGCCAAAUUAAAGUCCUGUGCCAUUAACAGGGUUUAACAGCAGUGCAUCUUCCAUAGAGAGAUACCAUGAAUGUGGCCUCCUGAGGUCCUCCGGUCAUAUCCCCAAUUCUAUUCAAGAUUAUGUAUCUCCCAGGGAAAGAGCCAGUGAGAUGAUUCUCUUUCCCUUGGAGAUAACCCUCUGCGUAUUACUUUCCCAUGGAGCAUGGCCACUAAGUCUCAGCACACAUAUGGUCCCUUAAGAAGAGCCAGUACCCCUGCUAAGCUUAUGUGUCCAAAUAUUAAGUGCCACUGGUCCUAAUAAAGGGGAUGGACCCAUAUUCCCUUAGGCUGCAGCUGAGACAGUUACUUGGACCAAGCAAUGAGUUGCUUUUCUUGACGAGAUAACAAGGCACACGAUAAGUGCAACCAAAUUCCUUGACCAAACAGUCUUGUGGGGUCUACUCCAUGGCAGCAUCAUUUAUAGUGGACCAGAGUGCCAGCUACCGGAAUUCCUAGGCAAGAGAUGAUAAUGCCCCCAUAACAGUGACAUCUACAGUGCCCCCAUAACAGUGACCUCCACAGUGCCCCCAUAACAGUGACCUCCACAGUGCCCCCAUAACAGUGAC